AGCUUGUGAAGUUUGGGGAACACGCACACAUCCACACAUAAAUGCGUGCACACGGUCCCAAAAUUCCAACCAAACCAUGUCAACAAUAGAGCUGGAAAAGCAGAUCGCCGGCGCCGGCCCGGCUCUCGAUGGCCACCGGUCGAAAACUACCUCACUGUCGGGCAAAAUUCUGAUUGGAGUCACCGGCGGCAUUGCUGUAGGCCUUUCCAUCGUUUGCUAUCCGUUCGUGGCACCGGCACUGCGCCGGCACUGUUUGCCGUUCGUUCCGGCCACGCCGAAUCAAAUCCGAAACGUGCUUGCGUUUGUCAAACCGGCCAACCGAGGAAGCCGGCUGCUGGACAUUGGAUCCGGCGAUGGGCGAAUCGUAAUAGCGGCGGCACGUACCCUGCCCUCGAUAAAGGCGGACGGUGUGGAGCUAAACCCCUGGCUCGUGUACUACUCGCGACUGGCAGCGCUACGCAAUGGGGUAUUCAGUCGGACCAGCUUCGUCCGGAAAGAUCUGUGGAAGUUUAGUCUCGCACCGUACGAUCAUAUCGUGAUUUUCGGUGUCGAACAAAUGAUGGAGGAUUUGGAAAAGAAAGUGCUCCGAGAGGCAGCACCGGGCACCACUGUAAUCGCUUGCCGGUUCCCCUUUCCAACGCUGAAGACGGAGAGUCGAAUAGAGGAAGGUGUUGAUUCGGUGUGGGUAUACAGACCGGUGGCCGCCCAACAGGAUGCCUGAACAGGUCUGUUAACCCAAAGUGGUUGGAAGUGGUUCGUUAGUUUCGAUUUGUACAAUACACACAAGAACCUGCUUCUUUAGUAAGUAAAAUAGUCCUUUUCGCAUUUUUAGAUCAAGUAAAUGCACGGUUUUGUAUAGACCAACCGUGAAAUUAUUUAUUCAUCCACCUUAUAGUAAUUGUCCCCAGAAAAAAAAAUAAUGCCGAAAAAUGCAUAAAUUUUAAACAGUGACGUCCCUAGCAUGAGCGCGUUUAAAAUGUAAUGGAGAGUAGAUAAAAUAUAGCUAACACAAUUAUUGUUCGA
Messenger RNA from Anopheles merus, 1023 nucleotides. RefSeq names its product ATP synthase subunit C lysine N-methyltransferase. Gene Ontology annotation, molecular function: protein-lysine N-methyltransferase activity. The transcript has 3 exons. The record is from RefSeq and is a predicted model, not a curated record. Gene Ontology annotation, biological process: peptidyl-lysine trimethylation; positive regulation of proton-transporting ATP synthase activity, rotational mechanism; regulation of mitochondrial ATP synthesis coupled proton transport. The coding region runs from base 77 to 721 and encodes 214 amino acids. Lineage: Eukaryota; Metazoa; Arthropoda; Insecta; Diptera; Culicidae. Gene Ontology annotation, cellular component: mitochondrion.